Molecule: messenger RNA, 918 nt
Organism: Fomitopsis serialis
Lineage: Eukaryota; Fungi; Basidiomycota; Agaricomycetes; Polyporales; Fomitopsidaceae
Exons: 4
Coding region: 1-918 (305 amino acids)
Source: RefSeq, a predicted model, not a curated record
AUGGCUAUUCACCUGAACCAGCGCGGUGACAUCGCCGUUGCUGAGAUUAUUCUUUACAUACCAAUCCUCGUCACGGCAGGUUUUCUUGUUGCCAAGCAUGGCGCUUCGAGGAAGGCAGGAUGGGUCCUCCUGCUCACCCUUUCGCUCACUCGUAUCGUGGGGGGUGGUUUACAAAUUGCCUCGCAGCAGAACCCAUCGGAUGUUCAAUUGGACACCAUCGCCGCCGCAUUGGUAUCGGCUGGAUUGUCGCCUCUCUUGAUGGCUACCCUCGGUUUCCUUGGGACAGUGUGUGAAAAUACACUCGGCGAGGACCCACCCUUCGCGAUGGGCCUCAAGGUCCUACAACUUCUCGCUACCGCCGCGCUUGUGCUCGGUAUCAUCGGCGGCGUCCACUUGGGCAGUGCGAAGACGGCAUCCGACCUGAACAACGCCCUUACUCUCAGACACAUCGGAGGCGCCCUCCUCGCAGUGCUCUUCGUACUGAUCUUCCUGGUGCACUUGUUCUGCUGGUCCAACAUGAGACGGAUCCUGAGAAGCCGACGGACACUGCUCAAGGGGAUCAGCGCGGCUCUCCCCUUCCUUGGCGUCCGAGUGGCCUACUCGGUCCUCUCCGCAUUUGCGCCCUCCACGCUCUCCAUCUCUGAUGCUGGCGUGGUCACGACCGUGACGCCAAACUCACCAUUGAUGAAGUUCAGCCCGUCCACCGGUAGCUGGCUCGUCUACCUGCUCAUGGGCGUCCUUCCGGAGUACUGCGCAGUGUUGAUCUAUGUAGUCGCGGGAACGCGAACACCGCUGAAGGACAACGAGACGGACUACGCACGCAGCGCAGCAGCUGAUUAUGAGGACGAGCGGUACAAGUGGUCAGUGGAACAGCCUCUCCCUGCCGCUCAGCCCGUUGGUUGGCCCGGGAGACGCUAG